Corvus hawaiiensis (hawaiian crow) is the source of this 2042-nucleotide messenger RNA. Its product is annotated as lysosomal acid lipase/cholesteryl ester hydrolase-like. Gene Ontology annotation, biological process: lipid metabolic process. Gene Ontology annotation, molecular function: hydrolase activity, acting on ester bonds. The record is from RefSeq and is a predicted model, not a curated record. The coding region runs from base 347 to 1588 and encodes 413 amino acids. The transcript has 12 exons. Lineage: Eukaryota; Metazoa; Chordata; Aves; Passeriformes; Corvidae.
UGCCAGUGGAUCAGUCUGCUGGUGGAGAAGGACCAGGGACCGUGGCAGAAGACAGAAGCAAGGCAAUCAAAGCAGAGGAUGGACAGGAGGGUGAACUAACACAAAAACACCAUGGUCACAGAAGCGUGUCCUCUUCUUCUGAGGAAGCCAAGCCUGCAAGAGCAGUGGUGUUCCCAGUCAUUAUUGAAAAGCUAAUCUGGAACCAUCAGUCAUCCCAGGAAAGAGCAAGGUCUCACUUCCCUGUGACCAAUACAAGAUUUGCGCUACGGACAACCAUUUCUAAGAGGUAACGGAGACAGGCCCUUGGCAGAACAAAGGCAGUGUCAGGAUCCAUUGCUUAUUCCUCAUGGCUGCUCGGCUGGUAGCCAAAAGCCUCAAGAUGUGGUGCCUCUUCAUGCUGCUCUGCUCCCAAGGAAUUGCUUUUUCAGCAGGAUUCACAGCAGCCUCCAUUCCGAGUGCUGACACAAGCCGCUGUAAGAAGAGUCGCGACCCCGAAUGUUUCAUGAAUGUUAGUGAAAUUAUCCGAUACCAUGGAUACCCCAGCGAGGAAUAUGAAGUUACAACAGAGGAUGGAUACAUUCUUGUUGUUUACAGAAUUCCCACUGGGAGGAAUGACCAAAAUACAGGGCAAAGGCCUGCCGUGUUCCUACAGCAUGCUUUUCUAGGAGAUGCUACUCACUGGAUUUCCAACCUGCCCAACAACAGCUUGGGCUUCCUCCUCGCAGAUGCUGGCUAUGAUGUCUGGUUGGGAAACAGCCGAGGGAACACUUGGUCUUUAAAACACAAGACGCUUAAGCCCUGCCAGAAAGAGUUCUGGCAGUUCAGCUUCGAUGAAAUGGGUAAAUACGAUAUUCCAGCAGAGCUGUACUUCAUCAUGAAUAAAACCGGACAGAAGGAUGUUUACUAUAUUGGUCACUCCGAAGGGUCAGCUUCAGGCUUCAUAGCAUUUUCUACAUACCCUGAGCUGGCUAAACGGGUGAAAGUGUUCUUUGCUGUGGGCCCAGUAACUGUAUGCUCACAUGCUACAAGUCCUCUGAUUAAGUUAACAAAUUUUCCUGAACCACUGCUCAGGUUAGUACUUGGCUGCAAAGGAGUCGCGCACCAGAUUGAAUUUCUGAAAGGACCCGUGACACAGCUCUGUACAAGCCUGGAUAAGUUUUGUGCCCAUGUUCUGUGUUACAUAGCUGGAGGCAGCAUCAAAAAUAUCAACACGAGUCGAAUAGAUGUGUACGUAGGACAUUCCCCUGCUGGAACAUCAGUACAGAACAUUAUUCAUUGGCAACAGGUAGCACAUACAGACAAGUUUCAAGCUUAUGACUAUGGCUCUAAGGAAAACAUGAAGAAAUACAACCAGACUGCUCCUCCUGUGUACAAGAUAGAGGAGAUAAGGACACCAACUGCUGUUUGGAGUGGUGGAGAGGACAAAUUUGCAGACCCAAAAGACAUGGCAAGGCUACUUCCUCGGAUCACUAAUCUCAUUUACCAUGAGCAUUUUCCUGCAUGGGGACAUCUUGAUUUCAUCUGGGGCCUUGAUGCAACUGAGAAAAUGUAUCUGAAAAUCAUUGAACUAAUGAAAAAAUAUUUUUGAAACCAUGAGCAGAGUGUUGAUUGUAAAAACCUCCAAAAUUUCUCUUUGGCAAUAAGGGUGAUAUCUGGGGAAGAGCUAAACACACGGACACACAUAAUGGAUACCUGUAUAGGUAUUUAUUUAUUCUUAUUUAUUUCUUGCUUUCCUCAUAAUUUGAGGUUUUCCAUGGUGUUAUUGUGACUGCUAUCUUCCUGGGAAGUUUGAGGUAUAUAAGAAUGAAAGCUGAAAAUAUUUAUAUAUUUGAGUACAUACUGCAGGGAUCACUGAAUUUCAACAGUUUUUAUUUCUACGAGACUAAUUUUUCUAAGCCUGAAUUCUGUUGUUCUCAUAUAUAUCUUAUGUACCCAUUCUCAUGCCCAGUUUUUGUCUUCCUAUGGAGACCCAAAAGUGUGAUUCGAUCAUUUCUCUGUUGAAAUGAACACUUUUGUUUAAAUUAAAUUAUUGAUCCCCUUGA